AAUUUUAAUGUUUUGUCUACUAAUCUUAAGUUCUGAUAUUUAAACUUUUACCUUGUAAACAGUAUAUAAUUGAAUUUUUUGUUUGCACAUGUUUCCUCUUGAAUUUAUGCAUGAUGAACUACUAGACAAGUUAUUGUAAACAUGCUUGUAGAAAAUAUGUGGUUACGAUGGUCCUUCUGCAGCUUCAUAAUGCUGUAUAUAUCAGAAUUGUAUUCUUUCCUUCACAUUGUGCAGUUUUUGUAGGAUUCCCACUUGUCGUCUCAUUGCUGUGGCUGAAAUACUUUGGAGAGCUUACUGCAAGCAGAAUUUCUAAACUCAAUUCUCUUUCAUUGUCUCUUAAAGCUUUCAUUGGCAUGAGAAUAAUUAAUGUUUAACUUUACUGGUGAAAUCUUGAGAUUUCUCACUGUUCUGCAAAUCUGUAGUAGCAUUAUUGUUGGCAAUUUGCUUAUCAUUAUUUCACUAUCUAUAUCAUUUUCACAUUGUGCAGUGACUGUUUUAGUUAAAUUCUCCUUUUGUUGGAUCUAUAUCUUCUAUUCAUUUUUCUACUUUUACUGUUCCUGAAUUAUUGUUAGAGAAGGUUUUGGGCUGACAUAAUGGAUCAGUUUUAUGUUAGCAAUUGCAUUUAUAAAUGGUGGUCCUUAUGAUAGAACUGCAGGUCCACCUAUAUCAUUGGAGCAGCUGCCCUACUUAUAAAAUGCUAGCGGCUACUGAUCACUUUAGGACGGUAUUCUGGUCGCCUUCUGAAUCAGCUACCCCAAAAAAUAGAUUACAGUAAAAUGCCACUCCGGCCAUUCGUUCUGUGCAGCAACUCUUCAUUUUCUUUCUUUCCCUUAUCUGUUUCUUUUCUGAAAACCCAGUCUCUACGUUUUGUUUCGGAUUCCAUUUCACAUUCUAUUCCCCUUUUGUAUUUUCUAUUUACUAUAGUCCAGUGCUGCUUGAAGGGACAAUGUAGUCCAUGUUUUGUGAAACCACAAUUAAUGCCAAGAGUUGCUUCAUUUUAUCUCUUUGAAUCAAAGGGACUGGCUUGUGAGAGAUUGUUUUAUUUAACUUUUCAGACUUCAAAAAUAUUAUUGUUAUUCUAAUGCUUGAAACUGGAUGCUGCCAAAUCACCUUUUGUAUUGGAUAGAUAAAAAGCUCAUAUGGGCUUAAUGACAUCGUUAUUUUAUUAUUAUUUUUUAAUGAUAUUGUGUAUGGUUUCUUUCUCUCUUGCCUCAAUAAAACAGUUGAUUCUUUGUGAAUAUGCUUUGUGGUGGGCAAAGUGUGAGAUACAGACCACUUGUUAAUCUCUAUCAAACUGCAUAGUUUUAAAGAGUACUUGCUUAAAUAGUAUAAAAUUAUUACAUAUUGGGCUGUAUAUUGUUUGGAUUCACGAGAUAUUUGGAUCUGAAGGCACGAGGAUAUGACAAGAUUCAAAAAAGAACCCAAUAAAAAUAUAGGAUCUAAACUUCAAUUUGAAAUUGCAUCCUGAUUAUAGUUUUCAUUUGGUUUGGUGUUUAUUACCAGAGAAGGGACUGGGUGGAGGUUUAAGCAUAUAGAAGGAAGAGGACUUGGAGGUCAUUGGAGGGUGUAGGAAGUGAGAGCUGGUCGGUGGUGGGAGUGAGUUUGAGGCUGGAAGAAAGGGAGCUUUGUUGGGGAAGUGGAAGCAUUUGGUGGAUGUGAGAAGGUCAGUGAUGGAAAGGGAUGCAUGUUGGAGACUAGAUGAAAGGGAGUGUGGGUGAUGGAAGAGGACAAGUAUGGAAGAUAAAGGAGGAGGUAUCUGAUCCUUCUGUCAGUGUGUACAAAGGUUACUCUCUUCGUAAAGAAACAGAGGAGUAUCUUGCAUCUCGGGGACUGAAAAAUGCUUUAUACUCCAUGAAUGUGGAUCACUUGAAAGAUGAUCUGUUUGGAACCCUAGUGCCUUGUCCUUUUCAGCAACCAGAUGGACUUGGCUCUUUGGUUGAUAAAACACCCGAAAAGACAUCUUCUCAGAAAAGAUCGGAGGCUGUGCUGAAUAACUUCGGUGCAGUUGGAUGCACAUCCACCUCAGCCGAACAGGGCCAACAGGCAAAUAAGCAUCUCAAACUAGGGCACUCUAUCAAGGCACAACCAAUGUCACAUAAUUAUAUGUCUUGUGUUCUGGAGUUUGAUGGUGCUUCAAAAGGAAAUCCUGGAAAAGCUGGUGCUGGAGCAAUACUUCGAGCUGAAGAUGGAACUGUGAUUGCUCGACUCCGUGAAGGUUUGGGUGUCACGACCAAUAAUGUUGCAGAAUAUCGAGCAUUGAUCUUAGGAAUGAAAUAUGCUCUUAAGAAAGGAUAUAAGCAAAUUCGUGUGCAAGGUGACUCUAAUCUUGUCUGUAUGCAGGUACAAGAUCUUUGGCAAACUAAGAACCAGAACAUGGCUAACUUGUGUAAGGAGGUAAAAGGACUGAAGGACAUGUUUCUAUCAUUCAAGAUUGGCCAUGUUAGAAGGGAGUUCAAUUCUGAUGCUGAUGCUCAAGCAAAUUUAGCUAUUGAUCUUCCUCUUGGCAAAGUUUGUGAAGAACCUGGUGAACUUU
Messenger RNA from Elaeis guineensis (African oil palm), 2533 nucleotides. RefSeq lists its product as uncharacterized. Gene Ontology annotation, molecular function: nucleic acid binding; RNA-DNA hybrid ribonuclease activity. Lineage: Eukaryota; Viridiplantae; Streptophyta; Magnoliopsida; Arecales; Arecaceae. The record is from RefSeq and is a predicted model, not a curated record.